UGUCAAUGUCAAUCCUUAUUUGUCAUUCGCCGGGACGUCAUUAAAUCCGUUCCAGAAAUACCUUAGCUUUGCUGAAAAAAUAGCCUUUUAUAAGGUUUCAAAACUAAUUAAGCAUGUCUCUAAUUACCAGAAAUGUUUUCCGUACAUUAAUACAGGGUUCACAGGUCGUCGGCAAAGGUUUGCACACAACAGCUAUAAAUGCUGACAAAAACGUAUGUUUCGCGCCCCUUUCAAUCAGCACCCUGCAAACAAGCAAGGAGGGUCGCGUAAAGUGCACUCUCAUACCCGGUGAUGGCGUCGGUCCAGAGCUUGUGUACUCCGUUCAAGAGGUUUUCAAGGCGGCAGGCAUACCCGUGGACUUCGAGUCUUACUUUUUCUCCGAAGUAAAUCCCACAUUAAGUGCUCCUCUGGAAGAUGUUGUUGGCUCCAUUGCCAGAAACAAAAUUUGUAUCAAGGGUAUUUUGGCCACCCCAGACUUUUCCCACACCGGCGAACUGCAAACCUUGAACAUGAAGUUGCGUAAUGCGCUAGACUUGUACGCAAACGUCGUCCAUGUCAAGUCUUUACCCAACGUCAAGUGCCGUCACCAUGAUGUCGACUGCAUCAUCAUCCGAGAACAGACUGAGGGCGAAUACUCUGCUUUGGAACACGAGUCUGUGCCUGGCGUAGUGGAAUGUCUGAAGAUCAUCACAGCGGCCAAGUCCGAACGUAUCGCCAAGUUCGCGUUUGAUUACGCUGUCAAGAUGAGGCGUAAGAAGGUGACUGCUGUACACAAGGCCAAUAUCAUGAAGUUGGGCGACGGUCUGUUCUUGAGAAGCUGUGAAGAAAUGGCAAAACUUUACCCGCGUAUCCAAUUCGAGAAAAUGAUCGUCGACAACUGUACGAUGCAGAUGGUUUCUAACCCCAACCAAUUUGACGUUAUGGUCACCCCUAACUUAUACGGCAACAUCGUGGACAACCUCGCGAGUGGGCUUGUGGGUGGUGCGGGCGUAGUCGCCGGCGCUUCUUAUAGUGCUGAUUGUGCGGUGUUUGAACAGGGAGCCCGCCACAUCUUCUCCGGAGCUGUGGGCAAAAAUAUCGCGAAUCCCACUGCUAUGCUUCUGUGCUCCGCCAACUUGCUGGCACAUGUCAACCUUCACUCUUACUCUAAAAUGAUCAAGAAUGCUAUCAACAAAGUACUUACGGACGGCAAAGUCAGAACCAAGGAUCUCGGUGGACAAUCCACCACGAAAGAUUUUACGUACGCGGUUAUCCAUAGCCUCACAACUACAUAAACUACACAUCCUCAAUAGGGCUAAUACGCACUGUGAAAUAUUGUCGCGCGGUUUCUACCAAACAACCAUUACAGUAAUGUAAACGUCAAACAAAAUUAUUAUACUUAAUCCUCAAUGACUCAUCAGUAUAGAGUGCUGUGGGAAAGACGAAUAUUUUUUUGGAAAUAUAACCGCGCGGUUAUAUUCCACAGUGCGUGCUUAUCCUUAGAGUGUAAAGAUAGGGACAAAUAAAUAAAUAUAAAAAUUAAAAAUAAUGACGCCCUGUUGUGUAGUGUAAGAGAUGACCUUAUAAAAAUUGAAUACAUUUAGUAGGUAUUUGUUAAAAAAAAGUUUUUUGUUACAGAAAUGGAAAUACUCUUUUAUUUUUCAUACAAGUUAUAAAUCUCCCAUCCAUACUAAUGUUAUAUAUCCACACAAAUAUAUUGAUGCAAAAGUAUGUAGGUAUGUCUGUUACCUUAUUUUUGACCAGGUUCAGAUAUAGCUUUCAUCCCGGAAACAUUUAGAGGCUACCUUUUACCCCGGAAAAAGUUUCCAUGGGAUUUUAAAAAGCCUAAAUCCAUAUAGAUGAAAUCGCGGGUGUGAUUUAGUGCCGUUUAUACAAAAAUGAAGUUAUUAAUUCAAGUUUUGGUAUCUGAUUAAUAUUAUGAUACAUUUUGGUUGUCUCUUAUAACUAUGUAUUGUACAGAAUGGGCGUUUUUAUAAACAUACCAAAUGUAGAAAAAUUUGCUCUUAGAGUACCUAAGCGGUAAGCGUAAUUUAUUUAUUUAUAUUUGUAUAUUUUUUUUUUUUGGAUAAAUGUGAUCUGCAAUCAUAGACGAAAUUGAUAGGAAACAGUAUUGAUUAAGUAUUUAAUGUUACCAUGUUUAAUAAAAUAAUGACAAU
Messenger RNA from Maniola jurtina (meadow brown), 2156 nucleotides. It is a transcript of the gene Idh3b, whose product is annotated as isocitrate dehydrogenase [NAD] subunit beta, mitochondrial. The transcript has 9 exons. Lineage: Eukaryota; Metazoa; Arthropoda; Insecta; Lepidoptera; Nymphalidae. Gene Ontology annotation, biological process: isocitrate metabolic process; tricarboxylic acid cycle. The record is from RefSeq and is a predicted model, not a curated record. Gene Ontology annotation, cellular component: mitochondrion. Gene Ontology annotation, molecular function: oxidoreductase activity, acting on the CH-OH group of donors, NAD or NADP as acceptor; magnesium ion binding; NAD binding. Bases 114 to 1274 code for a protein of 386 amino acids.